GCCGCUCUCAGCAGAAAAGUCUCCAGCUUGCCGCUUGAGCAGUGAGAACACAGGCCUCUAUGAUUCCCCAGUCCUCUUCUUGGCCGAAGACGGUGCUGCGGAAAUGGCUCAACAUAAGGAGCGGGGAGUUCUACUCCGACUGCAACAAGGAGGAGUUCGCGGAGAUGCAGAGGCUAAGGAAGAGCUGCUCCGACAAGAACGGCAGCGAAUGGUCGAUAAUGGUCUCCGAAGAUGUCAAACGACCCGAGACCAGUUCCGUGGCUGCGUCUUCUUCUCCCAUCGAUAACCUCAAGCUGUUCGUCGGGACGUGGAACGUGGGAGGGCGAGCCCCGCAUGGGGAGCUCCUCCUGAGAGAUUGGCUGAUGAGCUCGCCUUCUUCCCCCGACAUCUUUGUCAUCGGGUUCCAGGAAAUCGUCCGCUUGAACGCCGGGAACGUGCUGGGGGCAGAGGACAGUGGCCCCGCUCGCAGGUGGCUGUCCCUCAUUCGCCAGGCAUUGAACUGCCACGAGCCGGGCCCGCCACCCGCCACCAGCACCGUGACCGCCGCCGGAAUCCCCUCGCUGGUGGACCAGAAGCCCAGACUCAGCAUCUCCGAUCUCUUAUGCUUGGAAGUUGAAGACGACGAAGCCGACGCCGCGAGGAGCACGAAUCCGUACUCCGGCGGGGAGUACCGUCUCGCGGCGAGCAAGCAGAUGGUGGGCGUCUUCCUGUGCGUGUGGGUGCGAGCCAGCCUCGUGCGACAUGUCGCCGACAUUAAGGUCUCCUGUGUCGGGAGGGGCAUCAUGGGCUACAUGGGAAACAAGGGAUCGGUGUCGAUCAGUAUGACGGUCCAGCGGACGACGUUCUGCUUCGUCUGCACGCAUUUGGCGUCCGGAGAGAGAGACGGCGACGAAGUCCGGAGGAACUCAGACGUUGCGGAGAUCACGAAGAGGACCCGAUUUACUGGAUGCUCACCGGAGACGAUUCUGGAGCACGAUAAGAUCGUAUGGCUGGGAGAUCUCAAUUACCGGCUAGCUGCCACCUUCGGCGACACCCAUGAACUGUUGCAGAAGAAAGACUGGCGAUCGUUGCUGGGGAAGGAUCAGCUCCGGAUCGAACAGAGAGCCGGCCGUGCCUUCGCUGGUUGGGAGGAAGGGCAGAUACGUUUCCCGCCGACGUACAAAUACCUCGCCAAUUCCGAUGUUUAUGCAGUCAAGCCCGGCAAACCCAGGCGAACGCCAGCUUGGUGCGACCGAAUCCUGUGGCGAGGGAAAGGAAUGAAGCAAAUGUGGUACGUCAGAGGCGAGUCGCAGUUCUCCGACCACCGCCCUGUCUACUCCCUCUUCUCCGUGCAAGUAGACGACGAAGCAAGAAGCGGCGAUGUUGGAACGACAGCCACUGUCACGGCAGCAAAGAGUUCCAGCAACAGCAGCUCAUCAUCUUCAUCAUGGGGGAGGGUGCAGGCCGAAGAGCUGCUCCUCUUUACAGGAACACAAGGCCGUCGUCUGCAAGCCGCCAGAUAUUGACACACGUAGUCGAACUUAAGCUCUCAUUCAUUAUUUCUUCGUCCACCAAACCAACCACAAGAAACAGCGACAGCAGGUGGAGUCGCUCCCACGCAGCUGCAGCGGCGUGCAGUGUAUCGAUUCCGUAAGGCAAACAUCCGCGAGCGGGACGCUUAGUGGAAGACAAAGCGGUGGCGUUGCAGCUUUGGUAGCUCUUCUAAGUAUUGUGGUAACCAAACCGAGGAGAAAACAGGAUAAUGAUUGGGUGCGCUGCAAGCAGAAAAAAUGGUAGAGAAUAAGCUCGAUUAAUAGCAACAGUGGAAGGGUUGCUUUGUAACAUGGAGAUCAAAUCGAGUUUGUGGGAAUGUUUCAAUCCGAUUUGAGGAGCGU
Messenger RNA from Musa acuminata subsp. malaccensis (wild Malaysian banana), 1874 nucleotides. NCBI's taxonomy places the organism in Eukaryota, Viridiplantae, Streptophyta, Magnoliopsida, Zingiberales, Musaceae. The record is from RefSeq and is a predicted model, not a curated record.